AUGUGUCGUAAUGUUUUAAGGAAAUCUUCUUCGUCUUACUUGUCAUUGUCUGAGCUUCUCAAUCCAAACUCUUCUAUCUUUUAUGAAAAAAUCAUAAUGAAGUUCAUGACUAUGACAACUUCAGAUGCAAGCAAUCUUGAGGAACCAUCAAGAAUGCGAAUUUCAAUGUCUCGAGAAUGA
This is a messenger RNA of Clunio marinus, 180 nucleotides long. Lineage: Eukaryota; Metazoa; Arthropoda; Insecta; Diptera; Chironomidae. The record is from the annotation of a GenBank genome assembly.